CGCUAUCAUCUCAAUCUGCGAACCAUUGCUUCAUUCGUUCAUUCGUCAAACCUAUUGCCUCAACUCAACUCUUCUGUGAGUCACUUACCCGUACUCUUUUCACAUACACAGCCAAUUGAAGAAAGCUUUGGACUUUCGUCAACCUCCGUUCUUCCUCUUCCACCCAUACUCUGCUUGCUGGUUAGUUCCCUUUCUUCUUUUCCUUUUCGCUCUCUUCCUCACUUAGAUUACUUCUCCUGUUUUCUUCUCCCCGGUGGCUCUGCUCUGUGGGACAAAAUUCCCACUUCCUCACCAAUAGGCAAUAACCCUCUUCCUGGAGUCUUUCUCUCCUAAUCCCUCCGCCACCCAUUCUUCGGCUCUCAACUCUGAGCUCAUGUCCAAACCACGCUGGCCUCACUACCCAGGCGAAUCUCCUCCCGCUGGAUUUCCAAUUCCAUCGUCUGGGAACCGCUGAUCGAGUUGUGGUAUCCAUAUGAUACGUAGAGCACUGACCUCCCUGGCUUCCUUUCCAGGCAUGCCUUGCAGCUGUUCGACGAAAUGCCUGACUCUUUCCCAGCGCUGUUGGCAGCAGAACUAGGCCAAUUGCCCGAACUGGAAUCCCCUAGCUUCUUCCUCAAGGAAGAUGACCCAUUUGAAUCGAAUUCCUCCACGGUAUUGAACAGAAACCCAUUCGAAUCAGCCCCCGCCGCCAAAUUCUUUUUCUGAAACAAACACCAACUCUUGCUCUUCUUACUUCAAAUAGACUCGCUCCCUGCUUUAAUAUUGCCUUCUAGUUGGCAAAUCCCCUCUAUGAGAUGCAAUCCAUGGUUUCUCCCCCGCUUUGUCCUUCCUUUAUCAUGCGCCUGGCGUGAAUGUGAAUUGAAACUUCAAAUCUUGGCUCAUAACAUGUUCUUGUUCCAUAGGCAUAUCAGUAAUCUUGUUAGAAUGAAUGUUGCAUUUGCCUUUUUAAUUCUGACUCAAACUAGUUCACCUUCUUCGUGUUAUGCCUUCUGCGACAUAUUACCCUUUCUCUAAUUUUACUCUGCUUGAACCCAUGAAACAGAUAUCAUUUUUCACUACUGGCAGACUGCCACCCUCCAACUAGAGGACCAAGAGCAUGCUGUAAACAAAAAUGGCUCUUUCUUUAGUAGCAGGGUAUUCCUACUCGCUUCUCGGUAAGGGUUUCUCAAUCUCCAACAGUCUCCACAACAACCAUAGCCACCACGCACGAGAUGCAACCUUCAUCAGACGUGCGGCCGAGAUUGCCGAUAGCUCAUCUGGGUUCACUUCUCCCCACCCUAAUUUUGGGUGCGUACUAGUUACUCCCUCCGGGAAGGUAGCUGGAGAAGGUUAUCUCUAUGCUCAGGGCACCAGACCAGCGGAAGUUCAGGCAGUUGAAGCUGCAGGUCCCUGGAGCAAAGGUGCAACAGCAUAUCUGAAUAUGGAACCCGGGGAUUGCCAUGGAGACCACACUGCUGCCUCUGCUCUUGUUCAGGCCAAGGUUACAAGGGUGGUGGUUGGAAUGAGGCAUCCAUUGAAACAUCUUCAAGGCAAUGCUAUUCGGGCUCUAAGAAGUGAAGGUUUGCAGGUUGAUGUUCUUGGAGAAGAUUUGCAGAGUAAGAUAAUUGAGGAAGCGAGGAAAUCAUGCCUUGUUGUCAAUACUCCUUUGAUUUACAGGGCUACUUCUCAAGUUCCCUUUUCUUUUCUCAAGUAUGCUAUUACCGCUGAUGGAAAAAUCGCUGCUAGUAGUGGACAUGCAGCGUGGAUAACCAGUAAGGAAUCACGGGCUCGAGUUUUUGAACUCCGUGGUAGUAGUGAUGCUGUUAUUGUCGGAGGAAAUACUGUACGCAGGGAUAAUCCAAGGUUGACGGCUAGGCAUGGUGGGGCUCAUAUGCCUUUGCGGGUUGUAAUGACUCAAUCCCUUGAUCUACCCGAUGAAGCAAAUCUUUGGGAUGUUUCUGAUGUGCCCACCAUGGUUGUAACUCAAAGGGGCGCAAGAAAGAGUUUCCAAAAAAUACUUGCAUCGAAAGGAGUUGAAGUGGUGGAGUUUGAUAUUCUAAAUCCAAGAGACGUUAUGGAAUAUUUUCAUGACCGUGGAUAUCUCUCCAUCAUGUGGGAGUGUGGAGGAAGACUUGCUGCUUCUGCUAUUUCAGACGGUGUGAUACACAAGGUUUAUGCAUUUCUUGCUCCGAAAAUUAUUGGAGGUACGAAUGCACAGUCUCCUGUGGGUGAGCUGGGGAUGGUUGAGAUGACCCAGGCCUUCGAUUUGCUUGACGUUUGCUAUGAGCAGAUUGGCCCAGACAUGCUUAUGAGCGGAUCCCUCCAACCGAUACCAGACCCGACACCUAUCAUCCCAUCAGAGAAUGAGACGUUGGCAAUUGAUCCCACUGUAAACCCUUAUGAACCGAGCAUCAUAUUUUUCUACAAGACAUGGGAUCCUUAUGGAGCAUUUUCAAAUUUUUCUGCACAUUCAAUUAAGAUGCCUGAAGAAAAUGGUGGUAAUGUGACUUGGUCGAGUGUAGAGCACUAUUACCAGGCCAGCAAAUUUAUGGGAGUCAGUGACUCGGGAGCAAAGGACUGUAUUGGGAAGAUAAAAUCGGCUAAGAGUCCUGAAGAAGCAGCAAAAGUUGGGAGGUCAAUGCAAAGGCUGCAUCCUAACCUGGUGAGAGCUGACUGGGAAGAUGUAAAGAUUGAUGUGAUGUACAGUGGAUUAAGGUGCAAAUUCUCAAGUUAUCCUUAUUUGAAAUCAAUGCUACUUGCAACUAGUGGGUCUGUUCUGGUUGAAGCUUCACCGCAUGAUCUUUUCUGGGGUGGGGGCCGGGAAGGGGAGGGCCUAAACUAUCUGGGCAGGCUACUUAUGCGACUGAGAUCCGAGUUCCUCGGUGAAUCUACUACUUCGAGUGAAAGUACUUGCUUAGCUCUUUAAGAACUGAUGUAUGGUGAUCGAUGAUUCAUCCGAACAUGGGGGAAAUGAAGAUGGAUGGCUUGCAGUUCUGUCUUACAUUGUGCUGCAAUAUCUUAAAAUGAACAUUAUAUUUGCAUGAAUCAAUCAGAGAUGUAGUCUAUAGAAGAGAGUAAAAGUUUUCAAGUGAGAGUUGCUAUGUGCAAUUGCAAGUUGUAUCACAGAGGAACACGUAUUCUUUUUCUGAGCAAAUAGAAGGAACACUUUGCGGGUAGAACUUUUUUCUGUCGAAAUGUGGCGGGAAAUUUUGAUUGGCCGCAAGUAGCAACAUGCAUACUUUAGUUAUAGCAAUAUAAAUACCUAGUUUUC
Messenger RNA from Linum trigynum, 3250 nucleotides. NCBI's taxonomy places the organism in Eukaryota, Viridiplantae, Streptophyta, Magnoliopsida, Malpighiales, Linaceae. The record is from the annotation of a GenBank genome assembly.